This is a messenger RNA of Mangifera indica (mango), 776 nucleotides long. RefSeq names its product activating signal cointegrator 1 complex subunit 2 homolog. The transcript is spliced from 3 exons. NCBI's taxonomy places the organism in Eukaryota, Viridiplantae, Streptophyta, Magnoliopsida, Sapindales, Anacardiaceae. Bases 141 to 602 code for a protein of 153 amino acids. The record is from RefSeq and is a predicted model, not a curated record.
CUUUAUAAGAUAUAUAUAAUGUCUCAGUCUCAGUUCUGAGUCUGAGUCUGAGUCUCUCUCGUAGUUAUCUCUCUUCUUGGGUUUCUCUUCUUGUUUAUUUUUUUUGACUUCCUGUUUUAGCAAUUUCAAGCUCGUCGACAAUGGUGGAUCUUCAAACUGUUUGUUGCAUGUGCGGCGACGUUGGCUUCCCUGAUAAGCUCUUUCGUUGUAACAAAUGCCGCAACCGCAUUCAACAUUCAUUCCCAUCUGCCCAUCCAUCUCCGCCAUGCCCCUCGCCAACCACCACCACCACCACCACCACCACAACCGUAAUAAAACCAAAGUAUUGCAGUAACUACUACAGCGAAUACGCUGAGCCAAUUGAGGUGUGUGACUGGUGUCAAAGUGAACAAAGAAGUAGUUCAAGACAUGGCAGCUCCUCCAAGAAAUCUUCCACUACCGUAUAUGAAACGGGUAUCUCAAACCGAUCCGAGUAUUCGGGUGAGAAACUCAAGCAACAAGAUCGUGAAGAGAGCGCCGACAAGGGGAAGAAUCCGAGUGGCACGCCUUCUCCUCGCCCUACUACUCGCAGGUACAAGCUUCUCAAGGAUGUCAUGUGUUGAAAAUAAAUAACAACAGUUGGAUUCGAAAUUCGAAAACUUUUUGUGUUCAUAGUUCAGUCUUAAUUAACUAGUAAGUGUCUAAUAUAAGUUGCUUUGAUGUUAAGCGUUUUUGUUCUUUUUGUGUUGUGGUUUUCAGAAACUUGUUAAUAAAAUAAUGUAACUUUUAUAUAUCAA